This is a messenger RNA of Hymenoscyphus albidus, 1866 nucleotides long. The record is from the annotation of a GenBank genome assembly. Lineage: Eukaryota; Fungi; Ascomycota; Leotiomycetes; Helotiales; Helotiaceae.
AUGCUCGCCAAAUUGAAAUCAAAAUUUAACUUCCUGAAUUCCAAGGACCCAGAAUCUCGAAGCAGGAGUCGAGAGCGCAGCCCUUCUGAAUCUCGAGGCACAUCAAGAAAUGAUAGCCCACGUCGGUCUCGGUCUCUGUCUCGGCCGCGGUCGAGAGACAAAAGUCGACGAUCAAAAUCCGAAGAGGGCGGGAGACAUAGGAGAAGGAAAAGCUCCAACAGAUCGCCCAACCCCGAACGUCAUCGUCAUCAUCGUAGAAGAAGAAACACAGAUGGUUCAACAUCGCGCAGAAGGCAGGAUCGAGGAGAUGACGAUUUGCCACCUUUACCCCAAAUUCCCGACACAUACCGGGAGGUUCAAGUUCGAAAUCAGCAGAUCAAAGAAGAGGCAGCCGAAGCCUGGAGAUUAGAGAAAGAGAAAGAGAGGGAGAGAAGGGCUAAAAAACAAUAUCCCAGACGAGACGAGCAGGCAUCACCGCCUACAAGACAACAGCAAGCCCUUCAACCGGCCAAAAUUCCCGUAGGCCCAGUGCCAAUAAGAAGGAAAGAAGUUCCUCCCCCGGCACAACCACUCCCGCAGUCAACUCAAGGAGGAGCACAAAUAGUGAGAAUACAGAAACAAAUACACUCACCCCAUCAACAAUACCCUGCAAAAUCUCCUCCCCAGCAGCCACCUCGAGCGUCAGCACAGCAGAUAAAGAGGCAAGAACAAGUUCCUUCUCCACCUAGACAACAGUCUCCACAACAGCCAUUCCGAGGAAGGAAUCUUUCCCCAAUGCAGGCGGAGAUCGCCAAAGGUUUUGCAGAAAUCCAGCGACACCAAGCCGAAGUAGAGGCGGAAGAACAACGUCGUGUAGCUGAAAAGGAUAAACAGAGGAAAGCCAGGCUUCAAAAAGAACAAGGUGAAGCUCCAGCAGAAAUAGAGUUGCAACGCAAAUUAGAAGAACAGCAGAUAAUCGCCGAUAAAGAAAGGAGACGACAAGCAGAGCUGAUACGCAAGCUCAAGGAAGAGCAGGAUAUAGCCGACAAGGAGAGGAAAGAACAAGCCGAGCUACAACGCAGAAUCAUCGAUCAGGAAGAAGCCGCAGAAAGAGAGCGACGCCGACAGGCGGAGUUAAAGCGUCAACUAGAAGCUCAACACAAACUGAAAGAGCAGCAAGAAGCUGUAGAAAAGGAGAAGAGGGAUAAGGUCGAAUUAGAACGUAAAGUGCAACAACAACAUGAAAUUGCCGAAAAGGAAAGGCAUAGAAAGGCUGAGCUCAAACGUCAAUUGGAAGAGCGGCAGAAAAUCGCCAAAAAGGAGAGAAUGGCAGAGCAAAAACGUAUGCUCGACGAAGAACAGCGCGCAAUACAGGAACACUUAGCAAUGGUAGAAGCUGAAGACAAACGUAGAAACCGCGAAGAGACCGAGAAAUGGGAGCGUGAAUGGCAAGACCACCAGCGAAAGGCAGAAAAGAGAGCAUCUGACGAACGCCGCGCCGAGCGAGCAAGACAGCAACGUGAAGCUCAAGAAAGGGAAUGGAAAGAACUAAAGGAAGGGGAGGAAAGAAGAAAAGCUGAGGAUAUGAAGCAAAAGGAAGCGCAGAAAGCAAGAGAUUGGGCCGUCCAGAAAUAUCAAGUGCCCCCUGAUCUCACAGCCCAGAACCUUGAAAGCCAUAGAGAUGGUUUUGUUGAUAAUGAUGCCCAGAGCACUUUGGACAGAGGGCUGGGUAUAGCUACCAGGACUAUUCUUGAAGGGUUUGUGACCCCCUCAGAGUUGUACGAAAUGGAAGUUGAGGAUGCGUCAGAUUUGGCUUUAGGAAUAGGAACUAGGACUAUUCUUGAAGGAUAUGCCACGCCCUCGGAGUUUCACAAAAGGGGAGGGUAG